Molecule: messenger RNA, 1497 nt
Organism: Cladophialophora immunda
Lineage: Eukaryota; Fungi; Ascomycota; Eurotiomycetes; Chaetothyriales; Herpotrichiellaceae
Exons: 3
Coding region: 1-1497 (498 amino acids)
Source: RefSeq, a predicted model, not a curated record
AUGCUUCUCACCCAAGAGUCGCGACCUUUGCCACUCACCCGCAGGAAUCUCAAGAAACUCGACAAGAUGACAGCCUCUGGGACUCAUUCGAGUUCCACACGAACCCGCACGACGUCAUUGGGAACUUCAAGCCUCAACCAUCGCCGCCAGAAGCUCGAAGUCGCCGGUGUUAAAAUAGUCCGCGGACCACCUCCCCUGGAGAUUCAGGCUCUGUUGGAACUCAUCUGGGCACGCGAAGUGUCGGAUGAGAGAAGAGAACAAGUCACCAAGAUAGUCGACAAAAUGUCUGGCAAUUUCGAACUUCUCGACCACGGUUCCAGAGAAGAUGACUGGAUCGAUCCAAUCGUCCUUGCCCUCGGGGAAUUGGAUCCAGACAACGUCUUCUGCAUGGCCAAAAAAUCAGAUCUGAGCGAUCGGCUCCGGCCGGCUCCGCCACCACCUCUACGCCUUCGUCGACCUCUUCCACGACCUUCUCGGCUUCCACGGCAGUGUAAGAAACCACAAGGUAUCCAGCGAAAAUCAACCAAGCUGAAUGCCUCACGUUCUCUCCCUCUUCCGCCUCCUACUUCGCCACCAUCACCACCACCACCACCGCAGUCAAGUGCUGCACCUAUUCAAACUCCCAUCCCAGACGUUCUGCUCGGCUUCCACCCUCGAAAAAUAGUUCAGGCACUGGUUCAGCGAAGCCUCGGCAAAGAAACCGCAGAAAGAUACCUAGAACAACUCAACGACAUGCGCGAACUCUGCUUCACACCGACUCGAGAACAGGCCAUUGCGGUUCGAUACCCGUUCCUCGUCAUCGAAGGAAAGGCGUAUUCGACCGGACAAGGGCUUUCCGCGGCACAUUACCAAACUUCUCGAGCCGGCUGCUACCUAGUCAACCACCAAAGACAACUCAGGAAGGCGUUGGAGAGCAACUGUUUCGGCCCGGGAGGAAGUGGCAAGAGCCCACUCGUCUUCUCCAUUGCGACCCAUGGGGAUGUCCUUGAUCUCUGGGUGCACUAUUUCGACCACGGGUACAAGAUGAACCGCAUCGACGUGUACGGCUGGCGUGGGUUUGGAGACCUUUUCCUGAAGCUGGAACGUAUCAUGGGAUGGUCCAAGGACAAUACUCUCAACCAGGUGGCCGAUGCCCUGGUUGCGAAGUUCUUGGAUAGGAUGCAAGAACCGGAGGAAGACCCGGAGGCAAUGGCAACUGUUUCGUCCCCCGGAGAUCAGUGCAAAUCCCUGCUCGUCUUCUCCGUGGCGAUGGUGGGACAUGUCCUGGACCUCUGGGUGCACUACUUCCAAGAGGGUUACGAAGAUCAGUACCUGAUGAAACCGAUGCAGACCCGCGGCGUGUUCGAGCUCACAGACCUUCUGUUGAACUUGGACCGCAUCAUGGGAUGGUACAAGGACCAGACCCUCAACCAGGUGGCAGAUGCCCUUUUCGCCGAAUCCCUGAACUGGAGGGGAGCAUCGGGGGAGAAUGUGGAUGCAAUGGCGUUGGACGAAUGA